This is a messenger RNA of Salarias fasciatus (jewelled blenny), 1204 nucleotides long. It is a transcript of the gene sox1b, whose product is annotated as SRY-box transcription factor 1b. Bases 38 to 1120 code for a protein of 360 amino acids. NCBI's taxonomy places the organism in Eukaryota, Metazoa, Chordata, Actinopteri, Blenniiformes, Blenniidae. The transcript is spliced from 2 exons. Gene Ontology annotation, cellular component: nucleus. Gene Ontology annotation, biological process: brain development; neuron differentiation; negative regulation of transcription by RNA polymerase II. Gene Ontology annotation, molecular function: DNA-binding transcription activator activity, RNA polymerase II-specific; RNA polymerase II cis-regulatory region sequence-specific DNA binding. The record is from RefSeq and is a predicted model, not a curated record.
UUCUGUGUCUGACUGUUGUCCGACCCAGACCAGGUGAAUGUACAGCAUCAUGAUGGAGACGGACUUACAUUCCCCCGUGGUGCCCCAGACCAACCCGUCCAACCCGGGGGGAGGAGGAGGAGGCGGCGGCGGCGGCGGCGGAGGAGGCGGAGGGGGGCCCGGAGGCAAAGUCCCCCAGGAGCGCAUCAAGAGACCCAUGAACGCCUUCAUGGUGUGGUCCCGGGGCCAGCGGAGGAAAAUGGCCCAGGAGAACCCCAAGAUGCACAACUCGGAGAUCAGCAAGCGGCUGGGCGCGGAGUGGAAGGUGAUGACCGAGGCGGAGAAGAGACCCUUCAUCGACGAGGCGAAGCGGCUGCGGGCCAUGCACAUGAAGGAGCACCCGGACUACAAGUACCGGCCGCGGCGGAAGACCAAGACGCUGCUCAAGAAGGACAAGUACUCGCUGGCCGGGGGGCUCCUGGGCUCCUCCGCGGGCGUGGGGAUGGGCGGCGGCCAGCGGCUGGACAGCCCCGGAGCGGGCCACGCCGGGGCCAACGCGGGCUACGCCACGCACGUCAACGGCUGGGCCAACGGCGCGUACUCGGGCCAGGUGGCGGCGGCGGCGGCGGCGGCGCACGCCAUGAUGCAGGAGGCGCAGCUGGCGUACACGCAACACCCGGGCGGCGGGGCUCACCCGCACCACCCGCACCCGCACCACCACCCGCACCACCACCCGCACAACCCGCAGCCCGUGCACAGGUACGACAUGAGCGCCUUGUCCUACAGCCCCAUCUCGAACUCUCAGAGCUACAUGAGCGCGUCCCCGCCGGGCUACGGCGGCAUCACCGGCUACACCCACCAGCACCAGAGCUCCGGCGUCUCCCCGGUGUCCGGAGCGAUCGGCGGGACCCUGGGCUCCCUUGUCAAGUCUGAGCCGAGCGUGAGUCCCCCCGUGUCCACGGCGCGCGCGCCGCCGUGCCCCGCGGGGGACCUGCGGGACAUGAUCAGCAUGUAUCUGCCCACCGGGGAGGCGGCGGCGGACGGCUCGGUUCAGAGCAGACUGCACGUGCUCCACCCGCAGCACUACCAGAGCAGCGGCUCCACUCCGGUAAAUGGGACGGUCCCCCUGACGCACAUCUAAAAAAUCUCUACGAAAGAAACCAAAUAUUUAACAUGUGGGCGCCAGCUGCUGACGAAUUGUAAAUUAUAGGCGGUUAUAGCCAUA